Molecule: messenger RNA, 2077 nt
Organism: Engraulis encrasicolus (European anchovy)
Lineage: Eukaryota; Metazoa; Chordata; Actinopteri; Clupeiformes; Engraulidae
Gene: septin2
Product: septin 2
Exons: 13
Coding region: 110-1228 (372 amino acids)
Biological process (GO): cell division; cytoskeleton-dependent cytokinesis; cilium assembly
Cellular component (GO): microtubule cytoskeleton; septin complex; synaptic vesicle
Molecular function (GO): GTP binding; GTPase activity; molecular adaptor activity
Source: RefSeq, a predicted model, not a curated record
GCACUGGAAUUCAAAGAAUGUAAAUUGUUACAGCGAGCGCGUACGGUGCCAUUGAGAAGUUACGAACACUUUUUGGUUGCCUCGGAUAUCCCGACGGGUGUCUCUGACCAUGUCUCAGGUAGAUAAACUCAAGCAAGGGCAGUUCACCAACCCAGAAACGCCUGGUUAUGUUGGAUUCGCAAAUCUCCCCAACCAAGUCCAUCGAAAAUCAGUGAAGAAAGGCUUCGAGUUCACGCUCAUGGUCGUUGGGGAGUCUGGGCUGGGGAAGUCGACGUUGAUCAACAGCCUCUUUCUGACUGACCUGUACCCUGAGAGGAUCAUCCCGGGGGCAGCAGAAAAGAUUGAGCGUACGGUACAGAUUGAGGCGUCCACAGUUGAAAUUGAGGAGCGCGGUGUGAAGCUCCGUCUGACUGUGGUCGACACGCCUGGCUACGGAGAUGCCAUCAACAGCCAGGACUGCUUCAGCACCAUUAUUGCCUACAUCGACGACCAGUUCGAGCGCUACCUGCAUGACGAGAGCGGCCUGAACCGCCGACACAUCGUUGACAACCGCGUCCACUGCUGCUUCUACUUCAUCUCCCCCCUGGGACACGGUCUGAAACCUCUUGAUGUGCAGUUCAUGAAGGCCAUCCAUAACAAAGUGAACGUGGUGCCUGUCAUCGCCAAGGCUGACACCCUUACACUCAGGGAGCGGGAGAGGCUCAAGAGAAGGAUUCUUGAUGAGAUUGACGAGCAUGGCAUUAAAAUCUACCACCUGCCUGAUGCUGAGUCUGACGAGGAUGAGGACUUCAAGGAACAGACCAGGAUUCUCAAGGCCAGUAUCCCGUUCGCAGUGGUGGGCUCCAACCAGCAGAUCGAGGCCAAGGGGAAGAAGGUGCGGGGGCGGCUGUACCCCUGGGGGGUCGUGGAGGUGGAGAACCCGGAGCACAACGACUUCCUCAAGCUGCGCACCAUGCUCAUCACUCACAUGCAGGACCUUCAGGAGGUGACUCAGGAUCUGCACUAUGAGAACUUCCGCUCGGAGAGGCUGAAGCGCGGCGGCAGGUUGUCCUCUCAUGGUUAUGUUCUGCCUCUCUCGCCUGCGAAGGAACAGCCAGUGCCGGAGGAAAUGGACAAGGACAUGAUCUUACAGGAGAAGGAGGCUGAGCUGCGCCGUAUGCAGGAGAUGAUCGCCAAGAUGCAGGCCCAGAUGCAGAAACAAGGAGACGGAGAGGGAGAUCACGCCUGAGGGACUCGCCACUAACAGGUCCAGAACUGCCAGUUGGUUUGGGAUGGAAGGAAAGACCACAGAAGUGCAAAGACGUGCAAGAAGAAGUGAAAAGAUUGCCAUGGUUUUAAGAUUUUUUUUAUAACAGUAUUUGUUUUUUUAUUAUUAUUAUCAAGGCACCAUUACAUUGUUUGUCUAACUAUAAUCCAAAUGAAAAGCGAGUGUUUUUCUCUUUUGUUUUCUCUUCUUUUUGCUUUUUUUAUGUUGCUGCAAAGAGCCAAAUAUUUUUAUGUGUGCACAUAUAUAACCUAUACUUUUUGUCAUCCCCAUUGAAGUAACCAGUUGUAUUUUCUUACUGUAAUUCCAACACACUGCCACCGAUUAUAUCGGUGAACUGACCAGAUGUUUUCCUUUUGGUCAGUCAUUUAAAGGAAGGGCGGUUUGUAGCUAUUGCAAUAUUUCAAGUAGGGGAAUUGGGAGGAGUAAUUGGUUAUGAGAGAAGCUUAUGAAUAUGCAUGUUGGUAUUGACCUUGAAACUGUGCCUCAGUGAACACCCAGCUGUUGUCUGCCUGAUACAUCUUAUUGUUUCAGACCAAAAUGUGACAUAACAUUUGAAGGAGGAGGUAGCUCUGAUACUUAACAAAGCUACCCAGUAUUUUGUGCCCCUCUUUUUUUAUUAUCCUAUGUGGUCUGUUACAAAAUGCUGUGUAAUUGUCUAGUAUUAAGCGGUAUAGAUUUUUAAUGUCGGUUUUCAUUUUUUUAUAAGUCAUGAGUUCACAGUGCUUUGAUGGUUAACCAAGGUAACAUUCCAGUGUCCCCCCUUUCUUCUCAUGACAUUUAUAAUAAACCAAUAAAGAUAUUUUUAUUGUG